Rattus rattus (black rat) is the source of this 2363-nucleotide messenger RNA. RefSeq names its product SIX homeobox 3 (gene Six3). Lineage: Eukaryota; Metazoa; Chordata; Mammalia; Rodentia; Muridae. The record is from RefSeq and is a predicted model, not a curated record. Gene Ontology annotation, molecular function: DNA-binding transcription factor activity, RNA polymerase II-specific; RNA polymerase II cis-regulatory region sequence-specific DNA binding. Gene Ontology annotation, cellular component: transcription regulator complex; nucleus. Gene Ontology annotation, biological process: brain development; regulation of transcription by RNA polymerase II; eye development.
GCCCCUCUCCUCCUCUUCCUCCCCUCUCUCUUCCUCUCCCUGAAUUUUCUCCUCUCCUCUCAGGUCAGUCCAUGGUAUUCCGCUCCCCCCUAGACCUCUAUUCCUCCCACUUCUUGUUGCCAAACUUCGCCGAUUCUCACCACUGCUCCCUACUUCUGGCGAGUAGCGGCAGCGGGAGCAGUGCGGGCAGCAGCGGCGGGGGAGGAGGCAGCGGCAGCGGCGGCAGCGGGAACCGUGCGGGAGGCGGCGGUGCUGGCGGAGCAGGCGGCGGCAGCGGCGGCGGCGGCGGCUCCAGGCCCCCGGAAGAGUUGUCCAUGUUCCAGCUGCCCACCCUCAACUUCUCGCCGGAGCAGGUGGCCAGCGUCUGCGAGACGCUGGAGGAGACGGGCGACAUCGAGCGGCUGGGCCGCUUCCUCUGGUCGCUGCCCGUGGCCCCUGGGGCGUGCGAGGCCAUCAACAAACACGAGUCGAUCCUGCGCGCGCGCGCCGUCGUCGCCUUCCACACGGGCAACUUCCGAGACCUGUACCACAUCCUGGAGAAUCACAAGUUCACCAAGGAGUCUCACGGCAAGCUGCAGGCCAUGUGGCUCGAGGCGCACUACCAGGAGGCCGAGAAGCUGCGCGGCCGCCCGCUCGGCCCGGUGGACAAGUACCGCGUGCGCAAGAAGUUCCCUCUGCCGCGCACCAUCUGGGAUGGGGAGCAGAAGACCCAUUGCUUCAAGGAGCGGACUCGGAGCCUGCUGAGGGAAUGGUACCUGCAGGAUCCCUACCCCAACCCCAGCAAGAAACGCGAACUGGCGCAGGCCACCGGCCUCACCCCCACACAAGUAGGCAACUGGUUUAAGAACCGGCGACAGCGCGACCGCGCAGCCGCGGCCAAGAACAGGCUCCAGCACCAGGCCAUCGGGCCGAGCGGGAUGCGCUCGCUGGCCGAGCCCGGCUGCCCCACGCACGGCUCAGCAGAGUCACCGUCCACGGCAGCCAGUCCGACCACCAGUGUGUCCAGCCUGACGGAGCGCGCGGACACCGGCACUUCUAUCCUCUCGGUAACCUCCAGCGACUCGGAAUGUGAUGUAUGAUAGCCAAGGCCGCCCUCCUCCUCCUUCCCCUCCUCCCACUCCACCUUCCCCUCCUCCUCCUAGCCCUGCUCCUCUUCCUCUUCUUCUACUCCAUCCCUAGAACAAACCGAAAUCAGGAUACACAGCCACACACACACACAAGUCCAUACACACUCCCACCCCAGCCAAAAAUAUAUUUAAAAAAAAACAAGAAAAAUAAAUUAACCUCAAAUCAUCAACAACCCCCCACCACCUACCACCACCACGGCCACCCCAAAGGACCGCGACGCCAACAGACAGUCACAAACGCUGAUGUUGCGGGCAGAAAGCAUAAAAGAGGUGACAAUUGUAUACUUUCUAGGACAAGCACGGCUUCUCCUUUUGGUUCCCACGGACCCGGCACCCCACCUGCAUGACGAUUUAUUUGUAUCUGGGAAAAUAUUCUCUCUAGUUUAAAAUGAUUUAAAGAGUCGACUAUACAAAAAAACGCCACCAUCGCCGCCGCGACAAGACGACAAAAGCAAACAGACAAAAAGAAAAAAAAUCUGACAUCUCCGUUCUGAAUUUGUUUUUUUUUUAAAGGAAAGAAAGAAAGGAAAAAAAACUCCUCGAGAGAAAUAGCAAAUGUUUCUUCCUUCUUUGCUCUUUUCUCCUUUAGCCCUAUCCAUCUAUCUAUCUAUCUAUCUAUCUAUCUAUCUAUCUAUCUAUCUAUCUCUGUUUUUUAAGUCCAAGUAUUGGUCAAACAAGAUGCAAUCCUCUGUUUUUGUUCAGCCGACAAUCAUUUUCUUCGUAAGCACCUUUUUCUCUCCACUCUGUCACUGCCUGUGUGGGUACUGGUUAUAAAUGUGGAAAAAGAAUAGUUAUGACUGUAACAGAUUUUUAUUUUUAUUUCAAAAUUUUAUAUGAAUUAUGUAUAUCUUAAUGAUCGGUCAUUUUCCCAGUUUGUAAUAUAUGUGUAGAAAUUGCUUGUAUAUGAUACCUGCUUUUCUCCUCUCCCUUCUCUCUCUCUCUCUCUCCUCCCUCCUUCCCUGCCCACUCACCUCUUUCCUUUGGGGAUUCUCGGCGUCGACUUGGCAGUCGAGGCUUGACGAGGUGGCCAGGGUUAGAGCGAGAGAGGGACCCUGUCGCUAGCAAAAGCAGAGAGUGAGACCGUAGUAUUCUUAUGCAAAAGCUAUUCAAGUUUUCCUAGCCGCUUUGGAGGCCCCAUUCACUCCCGUAGGGCGCUUUUACUGUUAUCUUAACUGCGUGUUUAUCUAUAUGUAAAAACUUUCUAAAGCAAAUACAGUAUUCUCCAUUUUCUUAUGA